AUGGACAAGUAUGAAAAGGUGAUGGAAAUUGGGAGAGGUGGAUUUGGAAGAGUCACCCUUGUCAAAUCCAAAGACGAUGGACACCAAUAUGUCAUCAAGAAGAUUGACCCAUCUGGAAUGUCAACUCAAAAGAGGCAGGAAGCUCAAAAAGAAGUUGCAGUCCUUUCCAACAUGAGUCAUCCCAACAUUGUCCAGUAUAAGGAGUCUUUUGAAGAGAGGGGCUGUCUGUGUAUAGUGAUGGACUACUGUGAGGGUGGAGACCUCAACAAGAAGAUCAACUCUCAGAAAGGAGAACAUUUCUCAGAAGAGCAAAUCCUGGACUGGUUUGUGCAGAUUUGUCUGGCACUAAAACACAUCCAUGAUAAAAAAAUCCUCCACAGGGACAUUAAACCAGAGAACAUAUUUUUGACAAAAUAUGGGACUGUGCAGCUUGGGGACUUUGGAAUUUCAAAGGUGCUAAACAGCACUGAAGAACUGGCAACAACAGGUAUAGGAACACCACUUUAUCUAUCACCAGAGAUCUGGGAGAGCAAACCAUACGACAACAAAAGUGAUAUUUGGGCCCUUGGCUGUGUCCUGCAUGAAAUGUGCACUCUUAAACCUGCAGAUUGCAGUAGGAUGGAUCUAGAACUGAAACUCAGCUGUGGCUCAUACCCUUCCGUGUCUGAUCACUACUCCAAAGAAGUGUGUUCCCUCUUGGCACAGCUGUUGAAAUGUGUCCCCACAAAGAGACCCUCAGUCAGCAGAAUACUGGACAAACCUUUCCUCUCCAACAGAAUACAGAGGCUCCUCACACCACAGGUGGAGAGAACAGGUCAGUCAAAGACUCUUAUGGUAUCUGAGGAGAAAAUACAAAAGAAGAGGCCUGAAGACGAGAAGAGGCAAGAAGAUAAAGGUAUGUAA
Messenger RNA from Scomber scombrus (Atlantic mackerel), 903 nucleotides. RefSeq names its product serine/threonine-protein kinase Nek1-like. Bases 1 to 903 code for a protein of 300 amino acids. Gene Ontology annotation, molecular function: ATP binding; protein kinase activity. NCBI's taxonomy places the organism in Eukaryota, Metazoa, Chordata, Actinopteri, Scombriformes, Scombridae. The record is from RefSeq and is a predicted model, not a curated record. Gene Ontology annotation, biological process: protein phosphorylation. The transcript has 9 exons.